This is a messenger RNA of Indicator indicator, 1959 nucleotides long. It is a transcript of the gene COG4, whose product is annotated as component of oligomeric golgi complex 4. The transcript has 16 exons. The record is from RefSeq and is a predicted model, not a curated record. The coding region runs from base 16 to 1959 and encodes 647 amino acids. NCBI's taxonomy places the organism in Eukaryota, Metazoa, Chordata, Aves, Piciformes, Indicatoridae.
GACCUGAAGUUCUGCAUGGAUGGAGUUCAGACUGCCCUGAGGAGUGAAGACUAUGAGCAAGCAGCAGCUCACAUCCAUCGCUAUCUGUCUCUGGACAAAUCGGUGAUCGAGCUCAGCCGGCAGGGCAAGGAAGGGGGCAUAAUUGAUGCCAACCUGAAGCUCCUGCAGGAAGCAGAGCAGUGCCUGAAGACCAUUGUGACAGAGAAAUUUGACACAGCUAUGAAGCAAGGAGACCUGCCCCAGGUGGAACGCUUCUUCAAGAUCUUUCCUCUGCUGGGCUUGCAUGAGGAGGGGCUCAGCAAGUUCUCAGAGUACCUCUGCAAGCAGGUGGCCAAGAAAGCAGAGGAGAACCUGCAGGUGGUGAUGGGGACAGACCUGAGCGACCGCCGAGCUGCUGUCAUCUUUGCAGACACCCUGACUCUCCUCUUUGAAGGGAUUGCUCGUGUUGUGGAGACCCACCAGCCCAUUGUGGAGACCUACUAUGGGCCAGGCAGGCUCUACACCCUCAUCAAGCACCUCCAGGCAGAGUGUGACAGGCAGGUGGAGAAGGUGGUGGACAAGUUCAUGAAAGAGAGGGACUACCACAGGCAGUUCCAGCAAGUGCAGAGCAGCAUGAUGAGAAGCUCUUCUGCAGAGAAGAUUGAACCAAGGGAGCUUGACCCUAUUCUGACAGAGGUCACUCUGAUGAACGCCCGCAGCGAGCUCUACCUGAGGUUCAUCAAGAGACGAAUUACAGCUGACUUUGAGGUGGGAGACUCCAUGGCCUCAGAGGAGGUAAAGCAAGAACAUCAAAAAUACCUGGACAAGCUCCUCAACAAUUGUCUGCUGAGCUGCACCAUGCAAGAGCUCAUUGGCUACUACAUCACCAUGGAGGAAUACUUCAUGAGAGAGACUGUCAACAAGGCUGUAGCCAUGGACAGCUAUGAGAAGGGGCAGCUGACCUCCAGCGUGGUGGACGACGUGUUCUACAUCGUGAAGAAGUGCAUUGGGCGUGCUCUGUCCAGCUCCAGCAUCGACUGCCUCUGUGCCAUGAUCAACCACUCCACCACUGAGCUGGAGUCUGACUUCAGGGAGGUUUUGCACAACAAGCUGAAGCAGGGCUUUCCAGCCACCACCUUCCAGGACUUCCAGAGGGGGGUGACCAGUGCUGUGAACAUCAUGCACAGCAGCCUGCAGCAGGGCAAGUUCGAUACCAAAGGCAUUGAAAGCACCGACGAGGCCAAGCAGUCUUUUCUGGUGACCUUAAACAAUGUGGAAGUCUGCAGUGAAAACAUCAUGACCCUGAAGAAGACUUUGGAGAGUGACUGCAGCAAGCUGCUGAGCCAAGGCUUUGGGGGUGAGCAGGCCCAGGCCAAGAUUGACAGCUGCCUGUCUGACCUGGCUGCUGUCUCCAGCAAGUUCAGGGACCUGCUGCAGGAAGGUCUCAACGAGCUGAACAGCACAGCCAUCAAACCCCAGGUGAAGCCCUGGAUCAACCUCUUCCUCUCUGUCUCCCACAACAUUGAGGAGGAGGAAUUCAGUGACUAUGAAGCCAACGACCCCUGGGUGCAGCAGUUCAUUGUCAACCUGGAGCAGCAGAUGACAGAGUUCAAGGCUGGACUCUCCCCCGUGAUUUAUGACACCCUCACUGGCCUCAUGACCAGCCUCAUUGCCAUUGAACUGGAGAAAGUGCUGCUCAAAUCCACCUUCAGCAGGCUUGGUGGUCUGCACUUUGACAAGGAGCUGAGGUCUCUGGUAGCUUACCUGACCACGGUCACCACCUGGACCAUCCGUGACAAGUUUGCCAGGCUUUCCCAGAUGGCCACCAUCCUCAACCUGGAAAGGGUGACAGAGAUCCUGGAUUACUGGGGCCCCAACUCAGGCCCCCUCACCUGGCGCCUGACUCCCGCCGAGGUGCGGCAGGUCCUGGCUCUCCGCAUCGACUUCCGCAGCGAGGACAUCAAACGCCUGCGCCUGUAG